This is a messenger RNA of Humulus lupulus (European hop), 1571 nucleotides long. RefSeq names its product adenylyl-sulfate kinase 3-like. The record is from RefSeq and is a predicted model, not a curated record. The coding region runs from base 257 to 1177 and encodes 306 amino acids. Gene Ontology annotation, biological process: sulfate assimilation. Lineage: Eukaryota; Viridiplantae; Streptophyta; Magnoliopsida; Rosales; Cannabaceae. The transcript is spliced from 7 exons. Gene Ontology annotation, molecular function: adenylylsulfate kinase activity; ATP binding.
UACCGAAACUCUCUCACCACCACAAAACCAUUGAGACUAUACAAUUUCAUAAAUUCUCUCACGUUUAGCAGUGGACUAACUCCCACCGCUCACCGCCCAAAAAAAAAAAAAAAAACCCACAUUUUCGCUUCUUCAUUCGCCUGUACAAUUUUUCCCCCUAUUUUUAGAGAUUAAAUUUACGAUUUUACUGCCGCUUGUGUUGUGGGGUUGGCCAUAUUGUAGAAAUUAAAUAUUAUUAUUUGGAUUCUAUGAGAAAAUGAUUGCAAUUGGAGGGGGAUCAGCAACAGUGGCUGGGGGCACAUCAUCACCGUCAUCAUCGUCUCGGGGGUUUGGUGUUGGGAUCAAACCAUCUUAUUCGUUUCUGUCUUCGUCUUCUUCUUCAUUCAACCCUGGGUUUUUGAGAUUUUCCGAUUCCGGCUCUGUACAUAGUUGUUUAAGUUCGAGGGGGUCUGUUCGAAUCAAAGCCAUGGAAGGGUCCACAACUGUGACUGUGAAUGAGACCGACUUGAACACCAAUGGCCAUGCUGGGAAUCUGGAUCAAAAUCAGAGUCUACUGUCUAGCAUUGGCAAUUCUACCAACAUUAAGUGGCAUGAAUGUUCUGUUAACAAAGUUGAAAGACAGAAGUUGCUGAAACAAAAGGGAUGUGUGAUAUGGAUCACGGGUCUUAGUGCUUCAGGGAAGAGCUCUGUGGCAUGUGCUUUGAGUCAGAUGUUUCACAGCAGGGGGAAGUUGUCUUAUGUCCUUGACGGCGACAAUGUCAGGCAUGGCCUGAAUCGUGACCUUAGCUUUAAAGCAGAAGACCGUGCAGAGAACAUAAGGAGAAUUGGUGAGGUGGCUAAACUCUUUGCAGAUGCUGGAGUUAUUUGCAUUGCUAGUUUAAUUUCUCCGUAUGCAAGAGAUCGAGAUGCCUGCCGAGCAUUGCUACCUGAUGGGGAUUUUAUAGAGGUGUUCAUGGACGUGCCCCUCCAAGUUUGUGAGGAAAGGGACCCUAAAGGCCUCUAUAAGCUUGCCCGUGCAGGAAAGAUCAAAGGUUUUACUGGGAUUGAUGAUCCAUAUGAGCCACCAUUAAAUUCUGAGAUAGUUUUGAAACACAAAGGAGGGGACCGUGACUCACCUAUUGAAAUGGCUGAAGAAGUGAUUUCCUACUUGGAAGAGAAGGGUUUCCUCCAGGCAUGAGGAUGAGCUUCCCUUGUCCGUGUUGGUCAUUUUUUUUAUAUUUAUAAGGGAAUAAUCCAUUGGAGGAAAAACCACUUGUUCCCUGAAUACAAUAACAAUCCUCAGGCGUUCUCUGAUAAAGUCUAAGACAAGAGAGAGGCUAGUUCAUAAGUUAUCGCCUUCUGGCUUUUUAUUUUUUUCCUAAAUUUUUUUCAGUUCAUGUUCGUUGAAAAUUUAGUGUUUGUAAAUAAUGUGGGAUUGUUCUUUCACAAUAUGUCGUCCUACCAGAUCGUGUGCCCUUGAAUGAUAUAAUUAGUUUCUGCAUAUAACUUUAUAAUUAACUGUUUAGAGUUUAUGUUUUAUUUAUUUUAACGUGAAAACAGGGGACAAUCUCUUGCUCUCCUUUUUUCCUCUA